Phytophthora sojae is the source of this 537-nucleotide messenger RNA. RefSeq lists its product as hypothetical. Lineage: Eukaryota; Oomycota; Peronosporomycetes; Peronosporales; Peronosporaceae. The transcript has 2 exons. Gene Ontology annotation, cellular component: cytosolic small ribosomal subunit; ribosome. The record is from RefSeq and is a predicted model, not a curated record. Gene Ontology annotation, biological process: ribosomal small subunit assembly; maturation of SSU-rRNA; translation. Gene Ontology annotation, molecular function: structural constituent of ribosome. The annotation marks the transcript as partial.
UGCACUACCUCAUCGACAUCAACGCAAAAAUGGAUGCCCCUCGUGACUACAUGCUGGCUAAGGUCGUGAACGUCCUCGGACGCACGGGCAACACGGGCAACGUGACCCAGGUGCGCGUGGAGUUCCUGCAGGACGACAAGCGUAAGAUCAUCCGCAACGUCAAGGGACCCGUGCGUGAGGGCGACAUCCUGUGCCUGCUCGAGUGGGAGCGUGAGGCUCGCCGCCUGAGAUAAGCGGAGUCAGUCUGUCCAGCCACGCUUCGGCUGCAGUAAUCGGACGGCAAUUUCUACAGGGCAGGGAAGGCAGAGGGGGGGAGCAGCGCAGCGCGGACGACUGUUGCCAGGCGCCGGUGAUGCAGAUUUUUUCUCGAGUCUUCUCGUCGUGGAGACUACGUGUCGUUUGACCUUCGCUUCGACGGACUGCAGCGUCUGGGAUUCGACCACUUCGGCAAUGACUGGAAUGGGAGAUCCGGAUAAAGGGACGAGGACGCCAGUCUUGGUAGGCCGAUUUAAUUCGCGGUAAUAUUUCGAUGAGAAC